CAUCACUCCAAGAAGAGCAAGUCAACGCCCUCGGUUUCCAAGGACAUCAACAAAGAAGGUAUGAUCCUUUCUCAAAUUCUUAUAAUCCGGGAUUGAGGGAUCAUCCAAAUUUGAGAUAUGGGAACCCUCAACAAGCCAACUCAUCUUCUCAACCACACUUCAACACCCAAGGUUCAAAUUCUCAAUCUAAUAUGUCAACUGAUGACAUGAUCCGAACUUUGACCUCAAACAUGGUUGCCAUGCAACAAAACAUGGGAGAAUUUCAACAAACCAUGAUUCAAUUUCAACAUGAGACAAAGUCAAGCAUUCAUAAUUUGGAAACACAAGUCAGCCAAAUUUCAAAUGUUGUGAGCCGACUGGAAGCAAAGGACUCGGGUAAACUCUCAUCUCAAACGGAGCAAAACCCGAGACAACAUGUGAAUGCAAUCAUGUUGAAGGAGGUGGAAAAUAACGAUCAAGAGAUUGAUGAGGUUGAUCAUGAAGAGGAAACUCACUCUGAGAAGGGAAUCACAAAGGCAAAACUUCCUCCACCUUCAUCAUAUGAACUAGUGGCCCCAUUCCCCGAGGCAUUGAGGGAGACAAGGAAUCUUGACAAAGAUGCUGACAUCUAUGAGACUUUCGCCAAGUGUGAGGUAAACAUUCCGCUCCUUAAUUCAAUUAAAAGUGUUCCCCGUUUUGCUAAAUUUUUAAAAGAAUUAUGCAAAACAAAAACAAAAAAUAAAUUGAAAGAAAAACAAGAAGUCAAUGUUAGUGAACAUGUAUCGGCUCUAUUUCAAAAGAAACUUCCCGAAAAAUGUAGCGACCCGGGCAUGUUCACUAUCCCUUGCAAGAUAGGAAGCACCACAUUUUCUAAAGCCUUGUUGGAUUUAGGGGCAUCUAUAAAUGUCAUUCCUUACUCUGUUUAUAAGUCCCUACAACUCGGUCCACUACAUCAAACCAAUGUAGUGAUUCAACUAGCGGAUCGUUCUACUACUUACCCGAAGGGUGUGAUAGAAGAUGUGCUAGUAGAAGUAGAAAAUAUGGUUUUCCCUGUCGACUUCUAUGUCCUUGAAAUGGGCGAUACUGAUCAAGCAACACCCAUCCUUUUGGGUAGACCCUUCUUAAAAACUGCAAAAACUAAAAUUGAUGUGUCUAGUGGUUCAUUAACUUUAGAGUUCGAUGACCAAAAAGUAGAGUUCAAUAUCUUUGACUCUACAAAAAAACAAAUUAAAGAUCAGUCUCUUUGCUCUUUAAAUAUUUUUGAAUCACAAGAACCAAAGUUUUUGAAGGAGUCUGUUAAAAUCCCAAUUUUUCAAGAAGACGAGGGAACUAAGCAUGGGGAAUCAUCUGCGGUUGAAAGGGAGUUAUCAACUUAUCAACCAAUACCACCUGCGGUUGAGGGGGUAAUGAGAGCGAAAGUUCGACCUUACUGGAAAAGGUCGAAAAAUAAAAUUGAAACACGGCCAAACAGGGCCUUGAAGCAGGAGAAAAGGGAUGUUCAUGAUCCCACUUAAAAUGAAAAAUAAAAAAAAUAAAAACGUCGUGCCGCGACGUUAACUAAGGCGCUUCUUGGGAGGCAACCCAAGCCAAGGUACGCAUUUUUUAAUUUUUCUUUUCAAAUUCUUGUUUUCGAAUGUCAACUUUGAGAGAACGGGAGGAAAAUUCUCAAAAGAAGAUAAGGGAAAAUCAGGUUUUCAAAGCCUGGAAAAACCUCCGAUCGGGCAUAAUCACUUACCCGGUCUGAUCCAUGCCAAAAAUGAACGAAAUCAAACUCCAGGGUGAAGUACCCGGUCGGGUAACGACACCCCACCCGGUCGGGUACCUCUUAUUAAAGCAUUUCUUGGGUCACGUACCCGAUACCCGAUCGAGGGCAGGUUUAAAAAUCAACAGAUACCCGAUCGGGUAUACCUUGAACCCGGUCGGGUAUAUUUUAAGAAAAUGGCUGGAAUUUAGUUCGUCGCAAAUUACCCGAUCGAGUACACCCAAUACUCGACCGGGUACGCCACCCCUGGAGCAUUUUUUGAAAAAACAGCGAAAUACCCGAUCGGGUACACCCAUAUACCCGGUCGGGUGAAUUAAUUUUAAAGGCUGGAAAUUUCCACGGCGCAUUUUACCCGAUCGCGUAACACCCCUACUCGAUCGGGCCCGACUCCGGAACAAGAGCAAAAACGACCAUACUCGAUCGGGUAUGUCGGGCUACCCGGUCGGGUACACAAGUUUUGAACCCAAUCCGAACGCCCAAAAUCAGUCAUCUUCCCCAAAUUCCUCCCCAAAUUCAAACCUCCUCUCUAAAAACCCUCCAUUCCCAAACCUUAUUUCUUCAAUUACACCCUCAUUACUCACCCAAAUCCACCCAAACCACCACCAAAACACUCCCCUUACUCUCCUCUACAAUCCAACACCCAAAAAAACUUCAUCUCCCUACAUAUUUACACAAACCCGAAACCCUACCCCCGAAAUCCGAAUUCAAGUUCCAAAAAUACUAUCAAUGGCACCAAAGAGGGAUAGGGCCGAAAGUUCAAAUGCAAAGGGACAAUUCAAGGCUACGAGGAUGUCCGUUUCAGCCCGGUCAUGACGGAGACGAGCACUAGGGACAGUGCUUCGAGCUAAGUGAGGGGGAGUCACUCAUUGAUACGUACUUAAGUUGAUACCUUGUAACUGGCAUUAUUUUCUUCACAAAAAAAAAGUAAGAAAAAAAAAAAGAAAACAAAAAAAAAAAAAAAAAAGAAAUGCUAGUUAGGUUGAAAACCCAAAAAUGGGCAAUCUAAGCAAAAAGGGCUUAUAAAAAUGAGUGAGUGGAAAGGAUGGAAAAAUAAAAAGAGUUGCUAGGAUCAAAACCUGAAAAGGCUCCUAGGCAAAAUGAGAGAUAUGAGAGAUAUAUUUGUUUUUACAGGACAUCAUUUAAUCUCUUGAACAUGAAAAGAGGAGAAGAAAAGAGAUGAGCAUAGAAGGCCAUGAAACCCAAGAAGAUAUUGUUCUCUGAGCUAAACACUCAAUGUAAAACUCAAGUUUUAUCCUUGGUGGUCUUUUGCUUCUUCUUGCUGAUUGUUAAACUCUUGAGGACUUGGAACUAUUAAACAUUUGACUUUACUCGAGGACGAGUAAAGAAGCUAAGUGUGGGGGAGUUGAUAUUCAUGUAAUUUCCGAUUGUAUGUUUUUAUUUUUAACUAGUUUUUAUUAGUUCUAGUUGUGAAAAUUACACACUUUUGGUGUAAUACUUUAUUUUCAUUUUUUAUUUGUAAUUUAGUUAGAUUAGGAUUUUUCUGAGCUAAACAGGUCAAAAAUCAUCCAAGGGAUCAAGAUUGGACCUUAAAAGAUCAAGGAAAGUGCAAGGAGGCAAGAAAGAUUUUGAUUUGGAAAAAAUACUCAUGUACCCGGUCGGGUAUUGCCUAUACCCGAUCGGGUAAUUGCUUGAUUCGACUGUCCAAAUCAAAUCCGAAGACAAAUGAUCGUGGGAGCAAAUUUUCAUAAAGAUUUGUCACAUACCCGAUCGGGUAUAUACCCUUACCCGAUCGGGUAUGCCCAGAAAAGUGGCUUUCUGGGCAAUUUCCUAAGAUACCCGGUCGGGUAUCCUAUAUACCCGGUCGGGUAUCAGACCCUGCAGCUCCCAAAAGCCUAUAAAUACACCCCUUUCCUUCACAAUAAAAUCACCAAUUCACAUAUACUCUUUAGCUCAGUUUAGAUUAGUGUUUUCUUUAUAUUUUCUAUCAUGUUUAGUCUCCAAAUGAGGAGCUAAACUCUUCCAUCUUGGUUUUGCUACUUUGAAGCUUAAUGAAUUUGUAAGUUGUGAGUUAUUCUUUUUAAUCUUCUUCCUUGAAUAUUAAUUCUUCCUUUAAAUACUAUUUCUAUAUCAAUGUUGGGGAGUGUUACUAAGAUGACAAUUAGUUAACAUCUUGACAUUAAUUAUAGUAAUAGCUAUUUCUUCCUCUAUGUUAAUAUUGGGGAGUGUUACUAAGAUGACAAUUAGUUAACAUCUUGAUAUUAACUAUAGUA
Messenger RNA from Cuscuta epithymum, 3972 nucleotides. The record is from the annotation of a GenBank genome assembly. Lineage: Eukaryota; Viridiplantae; Streptophyta; Magnoliopsida; Solanales; Convolvulaceae.